This is a messenger RNA of Erpetoichthys calabaricus (reedfish), 3949 nucleotides long. RefSeq lists its product as uncharacterized. The transcript has 5 exons. Bases 411 to 1418 code for a protein of 335 amino acids. Lineage: Eukaryota; Metazoa; Chordata; Cladistia; Polypteriformes; Polypteridae. The record is from RefSeq and is a predicted model, not a curated record.
AGACUUCAUAUUUCUCUUAGCAUACCGUUUCAUAUGGCGAGAUACAGCUUGGAGUUGACCGAGAAUUUAUCUUGCAUUUCUCGAUGCACUGCUGAAAGCGAUGGCGGUGGCGGAGGCGUUAACUUCUCUUUUUCUUUCUCCUUCUCACAAACACGCACACACCUCUUCGGCUAAGAGACAGGGCAAACAGCAACGAGGAAGUACAUCGGUGAUUUACUUUUUUAGCGACUUCCCCCUCUUUCCCGAGCAGGUAGACAAUACCGCGCAGCUUCCUCGUCAGGUGGAAUUCUUCUCAGUCCCUGACAGGAGAGUCACGUGGAUCGCACGGUCAUCUCAUUCGCAGUAAAGUUAAUUUCGGCCAGCGAUACAAAGCAAUAGAUCCAACUGACAAUAAGGGUAACAGUUAAAAAAUGCUGUUAGAAACGCCUCAUCACAAUUUGCCUCUUUAUGCUGCACUUCGAAUAGAUGGAAUAUCAAUUGUCUUGGGCAUUUUAGUCCUUGUGGCACUCAGCCUGCUUCUGCUUUGCAGUUGGUGUGAAAAGGGGAAAAAACGAUUGUUUGCAGAUUCUAAUGGUGUUUUACCAGUGAGUUUCAAACAGCGAAGAGAUGUGGACAAUACACCAGCAGACAAUUCAACAUCCUCAAAAAGCAUUUUAGAUAACACCACAAGAUUUGAAGGGGGUGAUGAUAACCAUGUAAUGUCACAUAAAAGGAAACUCCCACAGCUCCCAGAUGGAAAAAGGCCAUCAGUUCAAAGACGAAGCAGUCAAAAUACAGCCAACCUGUAUGAAUCCAUCAAUGAAAUUGAAAAUGAAUUGCCAUUAAGCAACCAGGUACCACCUAUUCCGGUGGCAGAGUGUAGCAAUCUGUAUGAAGAAAUAAACUUAGCAUUGGAGACAAACGUAAAACUUGAUAAUUACACCAAAAAUGCUAUGGGAACUGAAGAUGAUCAGAAAUUGGCAAUAGAAGUGGAAGAUUGCAAUGAAAUAAGUGUACAGUCAAAGGAUGGUUUUGAGAAGGUUGUGGAAGCUAAAAACAAGCAUAUGAUUACAGUGGAAGUGGAAGACUUCAGUGAAAAAGUACUGACAACUGAAGAUGGACAUAAAAAGGCAGUGGAAGGGGAAGAUGAACUUUCAGUUAUAGUAGAAGUAGAAGACUGCACUAUCAGUGAUGAGCACAAUGGCUCACACUAUUCUAAAAUUGGAAAUCCAAAGAAAAUUGUGCCAGUCGAUUGUGAACUUGGAACACUGACACAAAAUACUGAACCUGGAGAUGUGGCACAAGCUAUUGACAGUCUGAGUGUUUCAAAAAUGGAGACAAACGGUGAAUCUGGAGUGAAAAAGAUACCACUCUAUGCGAAAGUGAACAAAUUAAGAGCCACGCCCAAGGAUUCGGAGAACAUUAUACAGUCAUCAUAGAUUUCUUUCAUAUUCUGAAAAGAACUAAAAUCAUUGUUUUCAUGCGAAAUGAUGCUUAAAUUACAGUUAGCAUUUAAGUUCUUUCAGUGUCCAAGCAAAUGCAGCAGGGGUCCUAUCUGCUGAAUAUGAUUAUUGUGAAGGCUAGAAUCAUCCAUUAAGAAAAAUACUGAACUGUGUCAUUAUAGCAGCGCAUUUACCAAAUGUGUUGCUGUUGUGACAAAAAAAAUCUAUAUAUGGUGUGAUUUUGGUACUCUGGUUUUCUUCUUACAUCUUAAACAUGUAAAUAAUUGGGAGCCCUAUACUAGCCAAGUGUGAAUCUGGUGGUGUGUUCUGCAGUGGACUGGAUUACCAUCCAGUGUUGGUUUCCAGUGCUGCCUGAAUGAUAUUUUGGAUCCGCCACUCAGAAUUAUAUAUGGAAUAUGGAUAUAGACUAAUGAAUGCAUGGGAUCCAGCGAAUGCCAGGCAAAUUAUGUUUGACAAUUUUUAUUUAAGAUCUACAGAAGCUCUGAACCGCACAAUGAAACAAACUAUGGGAUAACCCCUAUCCCGUACAUACAUGUAAAGAAUUAUUUCCAGAGACAGAAGAGAGUUUGGUUAAAUGUGUUAAAGAUGAAAAUUGCCGGUUCAAAUCCUGUAAACGCCAGAAGUGACUCUACUCUGUUGAGCCCUUGAGUAAGGCCCUUAACUCUUAUUGACAUUAAUCUGCAUCUAGCCCUGCAGGGAAAAUUGGAGGUUGGUGGCAGGAUUGCCAUUCCAGCCGCCGUAAUAAACCUCACACUGUUCCAGUGUGGUGCUGAGGUGUCAUUCACUGCACUUGGGUCCUAAUCCAGGUGGUUCAUUGUGUGGUGGGUGCGGCUACGAGCUAUCAGUGCAUGCUCCCAACCUCUCUUUCUGUCUGGAACUUCCUAUCUGAGGCUGCAUUUCUCAUUUAUAGCCUAUUAUUUUGAGACAAGUAAACACGCAGACUUCUGGUCAUCAAAUAAACAUGGUUCAGUUAAGUCAAGCUGAACAUUUUCAUUUUGGUUACACAUUCUGUUGUUUUCACGGCCCAUGGUUAGCACCUCACCAAUGUAACCUUUGCAAAUUGUGCUCUUCAACCAAACAUUGAUGCAAGGAUGUCAAAGCAAUGUUUGCAUAUGGGCAGAGGUUGUGAAUAUUGGACAAUCUUCUUGUUUGUCAGCAUGCAUUUCUCUGUCAUUGUCGUCCUUGCAUUCCACAUUGUGGAGUAUGUCUGCAUGCUGUGUUUGGCUUGACAAUCAGGAAAUGUCACUGCUAGAGUACUUUAUCACUCAGUCAUCAUGGUGUGCGGCAUGGUAUUUUGCAAUCAUAACUAUCGAUUUGGUGUGAGGACAGGCGAUUAUCUGUCUUUGUCGCACAUGCAUUCUGUGUCCUGUUUUUGAUGCUUAGCAGAUGGAGCUGCUAUUCUUCUUCUUCUUCCUAUGAGUGGCCUCAGUAAUGCGGUUCACACUCAGCAGAUGUCACCACUGCUCUUUUAUUUUCUGCCAUGUCACCUUCUUGAACAAUGUGUCGUAAGAAAAUAGCAAAUGCUGAUCACCUGAAUUAAGAACUUUUUUAAGAGUAGUGCUACCACCUGACAAAUGUAUGAGAGGCUAGUAAAAAUUUGAUGUAAGGACUACAUAUUAAUCUUCCCGCUAGAGUCAGGUUCCAGAAAUACAAACAUACACAUACAGUAAUUACCAGAAUUUUUUUUCUGCAUUUUAAUACAUUUUUUUCUCAUUUGAAAUAUUUAAUUUUCUAUUUCUAGCUCACAUCAGACUGGAACAACCUAUACAGGACAAAUGGUAUCCAUAGAAUGUAAUUUUCUUUAGAAAGACAGCUAAAAUAUUCUGAAACCUUUAUCAUUUGAAAAUGUAUCCCUUAAUAAUACUAUUUUAGUGUUGUCUUACAGCCAGGGAUUUUUUUUGGUUUAGAAUGGUGCAUUCUGUUGUGAACUGGAGUUCUUUAUCUGACAAAGUGUGUUGAGGUCUCCUAAAAGACCCAUAAAGCAAGCCAGGAUCUUCACUGGCCAUUCCUGAAAAGGCCCAAAUCUGACCAGCUUGCCCGCUAACCACUGCCUGCAGGCUUCAGCGAGACUAGGCCCGACAUGAGGGAACUGGCCUUUAAAGUUCAAAAUGCUCUUAACAGUCUCAAAAAUAUAUAGAACUGCUCUGCAAAAGGGAGAAAACUGGGAAAACUGUGACUUGUAACCAAAAGGCAACAGGCAUUCUUUAUAAAUAAGCAUAUUUAAUUAAUUGUGUUAAUCUGACAUCUAAGAGGAAUAUGUUAAUAUAACUAGUAAAAGAUAUAAUAUGAGCAAACAUCACUAUUAGUUCAUUUCUUUGAGUGUUUUUGUGUACUUGAUUUCACAUUUGAUAUACAUACUUUACUGUUCUCAAGGAUUUGUGUUUUCUCUGCAUUUGUAUAAUGGCAUUUCUAUUCCUGUUUAAAUAUGUAUUUUUUUAACACCAUUUUCAUUUUUAUGAUUAUUUUAAGUGUCUCUAUGGUAAAUUAUUACAUAGUAAAAUCACUUC